GGGAUUUCCAUUGUAAUAAAGCGUAAUCGUUCAUUUAAGGUAGGAAACUUCUUCGACUUCUCAGUUGGGGUCAAAUCAUCGUUCCUACAAGGAGGUUUUGUCUCAAUUUCAAGUUCGGUGCUAAGCCUAUGCCAUAAAGGCAACAUCAUGGAAUAACGUGCGAGUGCACCACUAUGGGGAAAAUAAAGGUGCUUGCCGCAGUCUUCAAUAAUCCAAAUGCAGUCUUCAAGGCGGGGGAGACACUCUCAGGGUACCUUCAAGUGGAGUUUAGUGAACCUAUGAAGAUUAAAAAUAUUCACUUAUUAAUUCAUGGUGCUGCAACAGUGAACUUCCGUGAGGACAACGAUGGUUCAGGGGGAUAUAGCUCGUACCACCAGUAUGUCAACCACCCUGUCUUUUUAUACGGCAAUGAGCGCGGCGAGAGUAAGGAGGCGGUCCUACAUCCGGCUGGCCAGUUCAAAUACCCAUUCACCCACAAACUAGCAUCUGACCUGCCCUCAACGUUUGAAGGGGCGUACGGCUGGGUUAGGUACUUCGUCAAGGCAACCGUUGAGAUCCCUUGGCAUUUCAACCAGAAAACAACGCGAGCUUUCAGUGUCGUUGGCAGCCUCGAUUUAAAUAAUGAACCUGAUCUAUUGAAACCAAUCCAAGUUGAGUCGGACAAAGAAAUGAAGUUUCUCUUCUUCAAACAGGGUUCUAUCAGCGCCACCUUUUCUCUCAACAGGCGGGGGUACGUCGCUGGGGAAGUUGUACAAAUCAACGCCGCAAUCACAAAUAAUAGUUCUAGGAAAAUCAAACACACUAGGGUAGAUUUUCAUCAGCAAAUAGCGUACCAUGCCACCUGGAGCGGAUUGGCUGCUGGACGCCAGAAGACACAAUGGUCAUCGCAUCACCUAGCGUUCAUAAAGAAAGGAGAAGUGAAUGCCCAUUCAACACAGAUCUGGGAAAAUGAACUCAUACAAAUACCGGCCUUGCCACCCUCGAGACUUGGCUCGUGUGACUUCAUUGAUAUUAACUAUAUUUUAACCUUGAAAAUACGACCCGCUGGAUCUUCAACCAGUCUCCAGAUUCCUAUUGAGAUAGUAAUAGGAACUGUCCCAUUAAAGAACUUAUUCUCCCCUCCCCCGAGCAAAGAACGGGAGGAAAAGGCAGAGUCUGCCUCGAGGGCAGCCCUGGCUGAGAGACCCCUACCCCCAUACCCAGGGAACGCUCCACCACCAACGUAUGCAGAAAGUGUAUUUGGUAGCGUUCAGUUUGAAGAUUACGACGAGGAUGCAAAUAAACAACAACUCUUCCAAUAUACGCCGUAUUAUACAUACUACAUAUGUGACAAUACUUAAUCAGAUUCACAGACAGUGUGAAGUGUACAAACAUCAUACUACCUUUGUGACAAUACUUAGUCAGAUUGGAGACAAGUGUGAAGUGUCCAAGCAUCACACUAC
Molecule: messenger RNA, 1442 nt
Organism: Owenia fusiformis
Lineage: Eukaryota; Metazoa; Annelida; Polychaeta; Sabellida; Oweniidae
Source: the annotation of a GenBank genome assembly